GGCGUCCGCUCUGCUCCUGCGUGCGGCCUGGGCCAUGGCGCUGCAGCUGAGCCGGGAUCAGGGCAUCACCCUAAGGGGCAGCGCAGAGAUCGUCGCCGAGUUCUUCUCAUAUGGCAUAAACAGUAUUUUAUAUCAACGUGGAAUAUAUCCAUCUGAAACCUUCACACGGGUGCAGAAAUAUGGACUCACCCUGCUUGUUACUACAGACCCUGACCUUAUAAAUUACUUGAACAAUGUGGUGGAACAAUUAAAAGAUUGGCUCUACAAGUGUUCGGUUCAGAAACUGGUGGUAGUGAUCUCUAAUAUCGAAAGCGGUGAGGUCCUGGAAAGAUGGCAGUUUGACAUUGAAUGUGACAAGUCUGCAAAAGAUGACAGUGCACCAAGAGAGAAAUCACAUAAAGCCAUCCAAGAUGAAAUUCGGUCAGUGAUCAGGCAAAUCACAGCAACUGUAACAUUCCUGCCCUUGCUGGAAGCUUCCUGUGCAUUUGAUCUACUGAUUUACACAGACAAAGACCUGGUAGUUCCAGAGAAGUGGGAAGAGUCAGGACCACAGUUUAUUGCCAAUUCGGAAGAAGUCCGUCUUCGAUCAUUUACCACCACAAUCCACAAAGUGAAUAGCAUGGUGGCCUACAAAAUUCCUGUCAGUGACUGAGGAAAACAAUCCUAUUUCUUUGAAUCCAGCUUUUUUUUUUUUUUUGUCAGCUGUGUAAUAUCGGUUCAGACUUAGAAAGUGGAUAAUGAAAAUGCUGGUUUUCUUUCUGUGCAUAAUUCUGUGCUAGUGCAUCUGUACUUCCCCUGUUUCAGGCUUAACAAUAUUAGAGGAUAAAUCUAGUUCAUUAACUCAGGCAUACUGUAACGCACCUUAGUGAUGGGCAAAAAGCUCUAAGAAAGACCUCAACAGCAUAAUAGUGUUUCAGUUUUUGAAAGUGGGCAGUGGAUCAAAAAAGCUUUUGUAUUAAUUCAGUUGUCCUAAACCAGACAUUAUGUCCAUACAAGUUUGAAUUAGUAACAGAGGAAAUGUUUGAAUGAGCACUUUUCCCAGUGGCUUAAACCUUGGUGAUGCUUUGAUCCUUUUUGGGAAGUACCUAAAAUAUAGUGGUUUGUAAUAGCACUGUAACAAUCUUUGAAUUAUGCAACCUGUUGCUAUCUUGGGAAAAUGUCCAGUGAUUUUUUUUUUAAAUGUUACUUAAUACAAAUGAUAUCUAUAAGCUAUGCUUUUAAAGCCCUAAGUAGAAGAAAUAUUUUUAAUAUUCAGUGCUCUGAGACUCAAAUUUUUGUUCAUGUGUGUUAAAUGUCAUUUUUUAUGUUGAUAGAAUUAUGUCUUGACUAGAUGGUAAAAUAAAGUUAA
This is a messenger RNA of Tachyglossus aculeatus (Australian echidna), 1348 nucleotides long. It is a transcript of the gene MAD2L1, whose product is annotated as mitotic arrest deficient 2 like 1. The transcript is spliced from 5 exons. Gene Ontology annotation, biological process: mitotic spindle assembly checkpoint signaling. NCBI's taxonomy places the organism in Eukaryota, Metazoa, Chordata, Mammalia, Monotremata, Tachyglossidae. The record is from RefSeq and is a predicted model, not a curated record. Gene Ontology annotation, cellular component: kinetochore; nucleoplasm; cytoplasm. Bases 35 to 652 code for a protein of 205 amino acids.